AUGGCCACGUUCGUCAUGCAGGCGCUGGGAUGCGAGGUCGCGGCCAUCAAUACCGUGCAAUUUAGCAACCACACGGGCUACCGCCAAUUCAAAGGCCGACGCACCCCGGCCAACGAGAUCAAGGAACUCUACGACGGCCUCCGCCAGUCGUACCUGACGGACUUUGACGUCCUCCUCUCCGGGUACUCGCCCUCGGCCGAGGCCGUCGAGGCCAUCGGCACCAUCGCGCGGGACCUGCGCUACCGCUCGACCGUGCACCCGGGCGGGUUCUUCUGGGUCCUCGACCCCGUCAUGGGCGACCAGGGCAGGCUGUACGUCGCCGAGGACAUCGUGCCCGCGUACCGGGCCUUGAUUCGGGAAGCCGACUUGAUCCUGCCGAACCAGUUCGAGGCCGAGCUGCUCAGCGGCGUGAGCAUCAGCAGUUUGAGCGGCGUGGCCAACGCGGUGAGGACGCUGCACGCCGUGCAUGGGACGAGGCAUGUCGUCGUCACGAGUGUGAGGGUUGGCGGGGACGCCGGGGCCAAGCAGACAGGCACAGAGGCAGAGGCAGACACAAGCACAGACACGGGCAGGGGCACGGGCACCGGUGCAAACACACUCACCGUCGUAGGAAGCACGAAGAAGCAAGACGGCGGGGCACGACUGUUCAAAAUCGACGUCCCGAUGUUGGAUUGCUAUUUCAGCGGCACAGGCGACAUGUUUGCGGCGCUCAUGGUCGCGAGGCUGCGCGAGGCGUGUGCGCAGGCCAACCUCCUGGACCGAGCGGCGUGGAUGCCGGAGGACGACGUCGAGGCGACCGAGUUGCCGCUGGCAAAGGCCACGGAGAAGGUGCUCAGCAGCAUGCAGAUGGUCCUGGAGAAGACGUGGACGGCCCGAGACGACGAGAUGAAGAAGUUCGGCAGGAGUCCCGGGGCGAGUGUGGGCGGCGUCGAGGGCGAGGGCGAGACCGUCGGCGAGGGCCAGAGGCGGUUUUUGGCCGAGACAAAGGCCGCAGAAGUGAGGGUCGUGCGGAACGCGAGGGAUUUGAUGCAUCCCGAGGCGAGGUACAAGGCUCAAGCCAUCGAGGUGUGA
Cladophialophora carrionii CBS 160.54 is the source of this 1071-nucleotide messenger RNA. Its product is annotated as pyridoxal kinase. The record is from RefSeq and is a predicted model, not a curated record. Gene Ontology annotation, molecular function: pyridoxal kinase activity. Bases 1 to 1071 code for a protein of 356 amino acids. Lineage: Eukaryota; Fungi; Ascomycota; Eurotiomycetes; Chaetothyriales; Herpotrichiellaceae. Gene Ontology annotation, biological process: pyridoxal 5'-phosphate salvage. The transcript has 2 exons. Gene Ontology annotation, cellular component: cytosol.